Molecule: messenger RNA, 3648 nt
Organism: Psammomys obesus (fat sand rat)
Lineage: Eukaryota; Metazoa; Chordata; Mammalia; Rodentia; Muridae
Gene: Usp4
Product: ubiquitin specific peptidase 4
Exons: 22
Coding region: 245-2974 (909 amino acids)
Biological process (GO): protein deubiquitination
Molecular function (GO): cysteine-type deubiquitinase activity
Source: RefSeq, a predicted model, not a curated record
UCCGGUGUGCCCUCCCGCCGCGCAGAGCCUCGGGCCGGGUCGCUAGCCCUCGGGCCCGACCCCUUGCCUCAGUUUUAGGUAGAGGCGGGCCGGGGGCGGUGCCUGGAGUCUCUCAGAGUAGCUUGACAGCCGCCGCAGAUGAAAGAAACCCCGAGAGCAGCUAGGGGACAGCGCUGACAGGUAUCUUAUUGACAGCCGGUGGUUCAAGCAGUGGAAGAAGUACGUGGGCUUUGACAGCUGGGACAUGUACAAUGUCGGGGAACAUAACCUGUUUCCUGGACCGAUUGACAACUCUGGACUCUUUUCAGAUCCUGAGAGUCAGACCUUGAAGGAGCACUUAAUUGAUGAGCUGGACUAUGUGUUGGUCCCAACCGAAGCCUGGAAUAAGUUGAUAAAUUGGUAUGGCUGUGUGGAAGGACAGCAGCCUAUUGUCAGAAAAGUUGUGGAGCAUGGCCUAUUUGUCAAGCACUGCAAAGUGGAGGUGUAUUUGUUGGAACUGAAGCUCUGUGAGAACAGUGACCCCACCAAUUUGCUAAGUUGCCAUUUUAGCAAAGCAGACACCAUUGCAACCAUUGAGAAGGAAAUGAGGAAGCUCUUCAACAUCCCUGCAGAGCGGGAAACACGGCUUUGGAACAAAUACAUGAGCAACACCUAUGAGCAGUUGAGCAAGCUAGACAACACUAUCCAGGAUGCUGGGCUGUACCAGGGUCAGGUGCUAGUAAUUGAGCCCCAAAAUGAAGAUGGCACAUGGCCCAGGCAGACUGUACCGUCAAAAUCAAGCACUGCAUCUAGCAGAAAUUUUACUACCUCUCCAAAAACAUCCGCAAGUCCCUAUUCCUCAGUGUCUGCCUCUUUCAUUGCAAAUGGUGAUAGCACUAACACUUCUGGGAUGCACAGUUCCGGUGUCAGCAGGGGUGGAUCUGGCUUCUCUGCUUCAUAUAAUUGCCAGGAGCCCCCGUCGCCUCAUAUACAGCCUGGCCUCUGUGGACUUGGAAACCUAGGGAACACCUGCUUCAUGAACUCAGCUUUGCAGUGCCUGAGCAACACUGCUCCGCUGACCGAGUACUUUCUCAAAGAUGAGUAUGAGGCCGAGAUCAACAGAGACAACCCUCUGGGGAUGAAAGGGGAGAUUGCAGAGGCCUAUGCAGAGCUCAUCAAACAGAUGUGGUCUGGAAGGGAUACUCACGUGGCACCACGAAUGUUCAAAACACAAGUGGGACGUUUUGCCCCUCAGUUUUCUGGCUAUCAACAACAAGACUCUCAGGAGCUGUUAGCCUUUAUUCUAGACGGAUUGCAUGAAGACCUGAACCGAGUAAAGAAGAAGCCCUACCUGGAGCCAAAGGAUGCCAACGGGCGGCCAGAUGCGGUGGUAGCAAAGGAAGCCUGGGAAAAUCACAGGCUGAGGAAUGAUUCUGUGAUUGUGGAUACUUUCCAUGGCCUUUUCAAAUCUACUUUGGUUUGCCCAGAAUGUGCUAAAGUUUCUGUGACCUUUGACCCAUUUUGCUAUCUAACUCUCCCACUGCCUUUGAAGAAGGAUCGAGUUAUGGAGGUCUUCCUAGUUCCUGCUGACCCUCAGUGCAGACCUAUCCAGUACCGUGUGACAGUGCCAUUGAUGGGGGCCAUUUCUGACCUGUGUGAAGCACUCUCCAAGCUGUCUGGCAUCGCUGCAGAAAAUAUGGUGGUCACCGACGUAUAUAAUCACCGAUUCCACAAAAUUUUCCAAAUGGAUGAAGGGUUAAGCCACAUCAUGCCUCGAGAUGACAUUUUUGUGUACGAGGUCUGCAGCACUUCCAUGGAUGGCUCGGAAUGCAUCACCCUUCCAGUCUACUUCAGAGAGAAGAAGUCCAGGCCAUCAAGUACUUCUUCUGGGGCUGUGCUUUAUGGGCAGCCCCUUCUUGUUUCUGUCCCUAAGCACAAGCUAACGCUCGAGUCUUUGUACCAGGCUGUUUGUGAUCGUAUCAGCCGCUAUAUAAAGCAGCCUUUGCCUGAUGAGUUUCUCAGCUCACCCUUGGAGCCUGGGGCCUGCAAUGGCUCCAGGGGCAGCUGUGAAGGAGAUGAAGAAGAAGAAAUGGAUCAUCAAGAGGAAGGGAAAGAGCAGCUUUCAGAAACAGAAGGCAGUGGUGAGGAUGAACAGGGAGAUGACCCUAGUGAGACCACUCAGAGGAAGGCGAAAGGCCAGCCACGCCACAGGAGGCUUUUCACCUUCAGUCUUGUGAACUCCUGUGGAACCACUGAUAUCAAUUCACUGGCAACUGACGGGAAACUACUAAAACUUAACUCUCGAUCCACACUGGCCAUUGACUGGGACAGUGAGGCCCGAAGCCUUUACUAUGAUGAGCAAGAAGCUGAGGCCUGUGAGAAGCACGUCAGCAUGUCGCAGCCUCAGAAGAAGAAGAAGGCUGCAGUGGCCCUGAGAGAGUGCAUCGAGCUCUUUACCACCAUGGAGACCCUUGGGGAGCAUGAUCCCUGGUACUGUCCCACCUGUAAGAAGCACCAGCAGGCGACAAAGAAGUUUGACUUGUGGUCCUUGCCCAAGAUCCUGGUGGUUCAUCUCAAACGUUUCUCUUAUAACAGAUACUGGCGGGAUAAACUUGACACAGUUGUGGAAUUCCCAGUCAGAGCUCUGAACAUGUCUGAGUUUGUCUGUGACCGGUCAGCAAGGCCUUAUGUUUAUGACCUAAUUGCUGUAUCCAAUCAUUAUGGAGCCAUGGGGGUUGGUCACUACACUGCAUAUGCGAAGAACAAGCUGAACGGGAAGUGGUAUUACUUUGAUGACAGCAAUGUGUCCUUGGCCUCUGAGGAUCAGAUAGUGACGAAGGCCGCCUACGUCCUGUUUUACCAGCGCCGGGAUGAUGACUGUUCCCGUGUAUCUUCGCUCCCCAGCUUCCCCAGUUGUUCUGAAGGAGGGGUGAGGCUGAGCAGCUCCCAGCAGGGCGUGGGGGAUGAGGAGGCUUACAACAUGGACACCAACUGAUGCUCGCUCGGAGACCUUGCCACCCCACCGCACAAGUGUCAUCCCCCCAGGAGAAUAUCUUUGGCACUCCUGAAGACUGCUAUGUCAACCUAAAAACCAGAUGAGGAAAUUACCUUCUUUUAUGAGAAGAGGAAAAAAAAAAAAAAAGACCCUGCUUUCUCAGAAGGGUUAUGUUAAAAGGCUGAAUUAUUUUUUUCUUUUAAACGGGUGGUGAGGUGAAACCUGUGGAGCUGAAAUGUGGGUGGGAUUUGGUACACAGUGGAGUGUGUCUCAUGGAUUCCAAAGAAUGGAGAGGAGCACCUGUACCUGAGUGUGGUGCAGCCGUGAAGACCCACCUGCAGGGCUAUUCUGAACUCCGGGGUUUGGGUUCUGGUGCCUAUACUGGUCACCUCAGUGUCUGGCCACAUAAGCCUCCAGUGAACUUGUCCUCUAGUUCUUUGCUGUUCAUUGAGAUGGGUUUAUAGUUUUCUAAACGGCCACUGAAACCCAUUUCUACUCCAUUCUCUUAGAAUUUCCAGCCUUCUUCCCCGUUAUGAAAUGACGUUAGUAUUUUGGUCUUGUUUUCAGCUUCUCAUGGAACUUAGAAAUUCUGUUUUGUUCCCCACUGUCCUCGGUAAACUGAUUCGAUGUGGAACUUUCAUUAGCUCUCCCUUAAAAGAAGUCCGUUCAUAAAA